Molecule: messenger RNA, 2275 nt
Organism: Gasterosteus aculeatus aculeatus (three-spined stickleback)
Lineage: Eukaryota; Metazoa; Chordata; Actinopteri; Perciformes; Gasterosteidae
Gene: lgals3a
Product: lectin, galactoside binding soluble 3a
Biological process (GO): positive chemotaxis; monocyte chemotaxis; negative regulation of extrinsic apoptotic signaling pathway
Cellular component (GO): nucleus; cytoplasm; immunological synapse
Molecular function (GO): IgE binding; laminin binding; disaccharide binding
Source: RefSeq, a predicted model, not a curated record
CUGAGGGGCGUGUCCGCGCUUCCUGCUCUCCCUGCCCGGAGUUGUAGUUAAGACAGAGCGGAUUCGCCGUUAGCUUGUAGUUGUGUGCCUCGGCGGGCUAAAUUAGCUGGCUAACUGGCAUCAACUACCGGAUAAAAUAUCGCUGUAACACACGUAUCGUUUGAGAGGAGUUUAUCGUCUGCUGAGAUCAUGGCAGAUUUCUCGCUGUCAGAUGCCUUAGGAGACGACUCUGCGGGCAAGGCAAAUAAAAUAGGAAACACUAACCCAACCGCCCCUGCCAGUAACCAUCCACCGUCUGCAAAUCCAGGAUGGCCUGGUGCGGCCCCAGGAGCCCCCACCCAGCCCUCCGCCCCGGGUAACUUUGCUGGUGGAUCAUCUGGCCCAGGGGCGCCAGGGCAGUUCCCAUAUCCCUCUGGCCCUGGAGCACCAGGGCAAUACCCGGGACCUCCUUCAGCACCUGGUGGCUUCGCCCCUGGUCCUGGGAUACCUGGACAGUACCCAUCUGCACAAUACCCACCCGCCCCAGGAGCUCCAGGGCAGUUUCCCUCCAGCCCAGGAGCGCCCGGGCAGUUCCCCGGGCAGCACCCCGGGCAGCAACCCGGGCAGCACCCUGGGCAGUUCCCCGGCCAGUUCCCCGGCCAGUUCCCCGAGCAGCACCCCGGGCAACACCCUGGGCAGUACCCUGGGCAGUUCCCCCCUGAAGGAGCUCCAGGACAGCUACCUGGAGGCCCUGGUCCAUUUCCUUCUGGCCCGGGAGCUCCCCCUGGGCCUUAUCCGAAUGUGCCUUACCCAGGAAGUCAGCCAGGAGGAGGAAAUGGCAUGUACGGACCUGGUGGUCCAGGUGCAUUCCCCCCUCCAGCUGGCCCUGGUUCUUUCCCUGCAUUCCCUACUGGAGGCUUCCCCCCAUUGCCCACUGGGUCAUGGGGACCACCUGCAGGUGGAGGCUUCCCUGCCGCCCCUGGCCCCUUUGGUCCUGGCCCCGGGCCUAUGGGUCCGUACGGUGGGCCUGCCGCUCCAGGAGGCAUGCUGAUGUUGCCGUAUGAUCUCCCACUUCAUGCUGGAAUUAUGCCACGACUUGUAAUCACGAUAGAGGCGGAGCCUGUUCCCGGUGCAGACAGAUUCCAAGUUGACUUCAUCAGAGGUCAAGAUGUCGUCUUUCAUUUAAAUCCUCGAUUUCAUGAGCAAGCAGUUGUCAGAAACUCCAACCUGGGUGGCUGUUGGGGGCCUGAGGAGCGGGAGGCAGCAUUCCCAUUUGCUCCCGGACGCCGCUUUGAGCUGAAGAUCCUCGUGGAGGAGGACUCGUUUAAAGUGGCGGUAGACGGCAACCACCUGCUGGAGUACGAGCACAGAGACGGCGGGCUGGAGGACGUGAACCUGCUGCGGGUGACUGGAGACAUCAUCCUAUACAGCGUAGCCCCAAACAUGAUCUGAAUCUCAGCCACUCAACCACAUGCUGUGCUGGAGACGCGCCGUCACACUCGACCCACGCGUUUGAAAUCCUUUCAAAUACCUUUUAUGGUGUUUUUGAGGCACAAUAGUCAGUAAGGUGCAACUCUUGCCUUUGUUAUCUAUCACAGAACAAAUGGCAGAUUAACCCAGGUCUGCACAAUUUAAUUAGUCUCUUUUUUUUGCCCCUUACAAUCCAAUCUAUUUAACAACAUAACAAUAGUGAAUGAGAAAAAGCGUUUUAAGGAAAUACUGAUUUAUCCCUAAUGAAAACAUUAAAGGCCAAGUGGAAUAUAUUAUCUGCAAGUUUGCUGUAACUCGUUUACGGUAUGUGUGUUAUCCUGUGCUUUUUAUAGCAUCAUCUUGAUAAGCCUACGUAAUGCAUGGGAGUGUGAUGCUGAAUAUCAACUUGGUCUCCUUUUCCCCUUCUCACUUCAGGGCUGCUGAGGCCCCACGGCUCACUGCUCUGUUACCCUUUGUAGGCUAAUGAUGGAGUUUCCAAAAAUGUAUUUAUAUACUUGACUAGACUCUGAGCGCCUCCUUUCUUCAGUAUAAAUCCUCUGGAGCUCUUUGACGAGAGGGUCGUGUUUUACGAAGUGUGAUUUCAUGUUGAAGUCUAAUGUAAUGGUAAAAAGUCAGGCUCAAUAUUAAAUAGAUCUUUGGAAAAGAGAGGGAUGGGAUUUCUGAUUUGUUGCCAAAGAUACAAUAUUUUGAAAUGAUAUGCUUAGAAAUAAAGGCCAACAAACAAGUAAUGACUGAAAAUGCUGUUUGAUUCAGAAUAUUGUACCCUUUUCUGCUUGUGCACAUAAUAAAUACUAGUUUCCCUGUU